Oryzias latipes (Japanese medaka) is the source of this 2165-nucleotide messenger RNA. Its product is annotated as DEP domain-containing protein 7. NCBI's taxonomy places the organism in Eukaryota, Metazoa, Chordata, Actinopteri, Beloniformes, Adrianichthyidae. Gene Ontology annotation, biological process: intracellular signal transduction. The record is from RefSeq and is a predicted model, not a curated record.
UCAAUAAAACUACACGUAGGAGUCAAACGCCGCGUCUUUUCCCUCUAGCGUGGCAGGGAAACUCGUUUUCUUUCCCUGCUUUUUCUUCUUACUACCACUUGUAAAAAGGCCAGUCCUUGCAGAUUUUUGUUGCUUCCCCCCCCCCCACUUUUUUUCCAACAUGGCCUCAAUUAAGGAGAGAGCUGCUGCACUGAAACUUGCAGAGAAACUGUCUGCGCGUCGUCAAGUUCCUGGAGUGUCCACCAACUCGGACCAGUUAUCCUCCAUGUGGAGUAGCCUUAUUUCCCACCUCAGGUCAACUGUGAUAGUGAAGCGCAGACUAGUCCACCUCAAGUCCCACAGCGACUGUUUCCUGGGCUCGGAGGCCGUGGAUGUGCUAGCAAACUACAUUAAACAGACCAAAGGUGCCAGUGUGUCACGGGAUAAAGUGGUGUCUGUGUGCCAGACCCUGCUUGAGUGCCAAGUGUUUGAGUCGGUGGAAACUAAGGUUUUAGGCAAAAUCAAGAAGCGCCAUUUGUUUCAGGACAGCAAGAGUGCGCUUUACAGGUUUGUAGGUGUUUGUACAGCUGCAGUCGAUGACCUGGAACGCAGUGCGCUUGAAAAUGGGAUCCAAAAAUUCCUCCACAUCUCUUCUCCAGACAGGUUGCCAGGAGAUCAAACAUGUCCCUCUGAGUCACAUUUUGAAGCCUCAGAGACGCCGGUAAAGGUUGGCCGGCAGGGGGCGCUCCACGCUAAAAUGUUGUUGGAGCCUCCUGUGGGUAACUUGAGCACUAGCAAAGUGAAGACGGACUCCCUUUUACCUCAGCCUGUGGUGGAUGAGGUGUGGCAGGAGCAAAUUCUGGUCCGUUUGUUGCACCUUGUGGAGCUCCCUGUACUGGAAGGAGUGCUUCAGUGCACCCAGAGCCCAUCAUCUCAGCUUCGAUCCAGCCCAAUGGGUCACCUUGACCCAGAUGUGAUCAACAGCAGUAACCACCCGGAGCGACAAAUCCUCAGGGCCUUCAAAGACUCCCAUUUUCUCAGUGAAGAUGAGUGGCUGUGUGCAGCUCUGGACUGUUUGGACUUCCUUCCUGACCAACUGGUUGUGGAGCUGAACAGAGAGUUGCCUCACUGUUUUCCUCAAUGUAGAGAAGGCUUCAACCAAGAAGCAGCAGUUCACAGCUGUGCUGAGCAGAGUCCUCUUCCCCAGAGCGGAUUGGCUCAGUUUAAGCUGGUACUCUAUGGGAUACUGGUCAAACACUACAGAAAUAUGAACCCUCUUUUGCCACAACACUUCGCUGACGUCUACUCCGCCAUCACAGACCUGCUGAUCAAAGCGAAGUUGGAAAAGGCUUUGGAGGCUGUCCAGCUUUGUCUGAAGCUGCUUCCGCAAAGCAACAGAGAGGAGCUGCGCAGGCUGCUGGCUUUCAUGUCUUUGGCAGCUGACCCAAAGGGGAUGAGAGUAGACAAAGAGGUAGUAAACAGGCUAGCAGUAAAGAAGUCCUUCUCCCGAGCAAUACUGCAAAGCAGAUCUCUUUCAAAGGAGAAGGAGGACAUUAUGCUGGUCUUCAUGCUUAGCAACAUCAAAGAAAUCUUUAAGACACCAGGGACACUGCACAAAGGAGUGAGCAACAAAUUGGAGAGCCUUGCCCAGGGCAAACAUCCAGAUGUGACGGGUUCAACAUUACACCAGGAGUUUUCCAGCAGGACGUAUUCCGACUCUACAAAGAAGACCACAAACGAGGAGCUGUGGACACUGUUGAACAAAAUAUACUUGGAUACCAAGAUGUCAGAAAAAGAGAAGAAGCGCCUCCUUAGACAAUUUAACCAAGCCCAUCCUGAGUUAUUUAACCAGUAUUUUGGUGACUCUGCAGUCAGCUGGCUGUAAAAGUCUCACAUUUUGUUGUUAAUUUGAGAAAAUGUUUAAAUAAGUGAUCUGUAAAGCAUUCGACUGAGACUAAUAAAACUUUAAAAGGCACAAGAAUGACCAAACAAUUCAGCAAAGUUGUUACAUAAAAACUUAUAGUAGUCUUAAACGAGGAAAUACAAAUGUUACUGAAAGAAUAUGUGCUACAGUAAACCCUGUUAUGCAAAAGAAAAAACAAUGUGUAUAACACAAUCAAAUUGAUCUAAACUGUUGUUUGAUGUCAUCUAUGUAAUGAAAUGUAUUAAAUGAAAAUUCUAAACAU